This is a messenger RNA of Strigops habroptila (Kakapo), 780 nucleotides long. It is a transcript of the gene XG, whose product is annotated as Xg glycoprotein (Xg blood group). Gene Ontology annotation, biological process: homotypic cell-cell adhesion; T cell extravasation; positive regulation of neutrophil extravasation. Bases 1 to 531 code for a protein of 176 amino acids. The record is from RefSeq and is a predicted model, not a curated record. The transcript is spliced from 10 exons. NCBI's taxonomy places the organism in Eukaryota, Metazoa, Chordata, Aves, Psittaciformes, Psittacidae.
AUGGGGAAACUCAGAAGUAUCCUUCUUCUGUGUCUUGGCUUUCUUCUAGUCCAUGUAAGAGAGGAGAGAACAGCAUCUCUUCGCACUACCGGAACAAGUCAACGUGAUUUUGAUUUAGCUGAUGCUCUUGAUCACCCAGACGACAUAAUUACUAGGAAACCUACAGUGAUCAGAAGACCGACAAGGCCCGUGCUGAACAAUGAUCUGCAUUUAGGAGAUGCUCUUGGUGGGGGUGACAUCUCAAGAAAACCUUUAUACCCACCUCUUCCACCACGACCAGGAAGCCAUGGUAUUUCUGGAGGUUUUGAUGACUCAGAUCUCCUUGAUGGGAAGCCUUUACCACCGCACAUAACAGGAGAAGAGGAGCACAAUUUCAAUCAUGGAGGAAACACGGAUUCAGGAUUAAUAGCUGGAGUUACAUCUCCUAUAAUUUCUGCUUUUGUAAUACUGGUUGUUGGAUCAAUAGCAGCCUACUCUGCUUACAAGAACAAGAAACUUUGUUUCAAACCACAGGGUGGGGCUACAGUAUAAAUUGCUGGAAGAAGAGUUGCCCUCUGGUCACAGGCUCCUUUGAUUGAUGACAUUCAGCCCACAGAUCUGACAAUGUUUUCCUACCUUCUCAUUCUGACAAAAGGAAAUCUAAUGAACAUUUUGUUGAGACCCUGCAAUCCUGCUCCCUUUUAUCUGAUGUCCCUCUUGCACCCUGAGCUUUAUGUCAUCAAAGAUGUGCUUAAAACAUCUAUUGAACUCUCUGACCUGCAUUUUGAUUCAGAAGUUAUU